AUGGGAAAAGUCAACCUCACAGCCCUGCGGGUGCGACAAACCGCGCUCAACCAAUUCGCCAGCGGAAAGAUCAAUAAGCUGCCACAAUGGGUCGACGUUGUUGGUGACAUCCCUCCUGCUGAGACCCUCAUCCGGACUCGCCCUCAGCAGCACCAGCUUGUUCAGCAGCGUUUGAAGACUAUUGAUGGAACUUCGAAGCCGCAGGUCGUCUUCCAAGUUCAAGAGAAGCGCAGGAAACCCAAGAAGCCCAGCCGCACCUUCAUGCCCGUCGAGCUCAAAUACGAAGAAGACCAAUUGCGAUCCGAUUUCUUCCAUGAUCACCCUUGGGAACUUGCCCGACCCCGCGUGCUGCUCGAAAGCACUGGUAAGGACUUCGAGCAAUAUGAUUGGAGCCGCAUUGAACAGCCCGGAAAACGGCUAGACGGUGAAAGUGUUGUCCAGCGACAGCUGUGGCUCUUGAACAACGUCCCGGAUAUCAGCAAAAGCGCCUCCUACGACAUCGCCCGUCGCGAAUUCUACCGACUUCGACUCAAGGAGGAUAUUCAGCGGCGCGUUGCUGCCGAAGAGGCAACCGCGUAUGGCGCAGAAUUCGGACCGUCAUACAUGGACAUUGGCAUGCAGCAUGAGAGCGAGCAAUACGACAAAUGGGCUGCCUGGGCUCGUAACCAGGCUCAGCUUAUGGGCCAACGGGUAGCGGCUCUCAGUGGUGCCCCAGAGCUGGCGGGUGAAAGUGAGACUGAAACUAUCGAUGCCGAGGAGAGCGAAGAAGUGGCCGUUUGA
Messenger RNA from Penicillium nucicola, 780 nucleotides. RefSeq names its product mitochondrial 37S ribosomal protein mS23 (gene rsm25). Bases 1 to 780 code for a protein of 259 amino acids. Gene Ontology annotation, molecular function: structural constituent of ribosome. The transcript has 2 exons. Lineage: Eukaryota; Fungi; Ascomycota; Eurotiomycetes; Eurotiales; Aspergillaceae. The record is from RefSeq and is a predicted model, not a curated record. Gene Ontology annotation, cellular component: mitochondrial small ribosomal subunit.